Cololabis saira (Pacific saury) is the source of this 2547-nucleotide messenger RNA. RefSeq lists its product as uncharacterized. NCBI's taxonomy places the organism in Eukaryota, Metazoa, Chordata, Actinopteri, Beloniformes, Belonidae. The record is from RefSeq and is a predicted model, not a curated record. Gene Ontology annotation, molecular function: nucleic acid binding. The coding region runs from base 1 to 2547 and encodes 848 amino acids. The transcript has a single exon.
AUGCUAGCAACCCCCGCCAUGCCCUUCCAGCAGCCCCCCAGUUUCCUUCCUCAAACCGUUCCGGCCCCGCAGGCAACCGCUCAUUUCACCCUGUCCACAGCCAACCCCGCCGUCCGUCAUCCCAAUACUUUCGCUUCCCGCCCUUCUCCAGUUCCGGCCAACCUGCGUAAGCAAAUAAUCGAUGGUAACUACAUCAAUCUUGCACUCCUCCUCAUGCCUUCCCUCCACCAACCACCCGCAGACAAACAGCUCCAAGACCAGGAAGGGUGUCCCCCCCCGAGAGGAAAGUCAUCCACCCUCUCCAAAGAGCUUACACCCACAGAAUUCGCAUAUGCGUUCUCUCUCUACAGAGACGUCAUGUGCGCCUCGUUUCCUUUACGUCGCCAGGAACUGGACGACUAUCUUUCCAACAUCCUCAAUCUGGCCCUCCGCUUCGGAGGAAACGGUUUCUAUCUCUAUCACAUCCACUUCGCUUCGGAAGCGGCAGCUCGCCUCCAGCAGUUUAAUGAAGCCACAUACUGGGGCACACUAGAUACCGAGCUUUAUUGCCGCAUCUUCGCCGCCCGCACAGCCUUAACAUGUUCCUUGUGCGGUGCCGCUUCACACCCAGCUUCAUCCUGCUCCAUUCCCGCCCACGCCGGGCCUCAUUCCACCCGAGCGAGACCGUCAGCUUUCUCCCAUUUGUCUUCAGCAGCGCCGCCACCACCCCUACUCCCUAAGCACACACCAUCCAACCCAUCCGUCAGCAUUCCCGUUACCAAGGGCAUCGAUGCCAGAGGCAGGCCCAUAAUGCAUCAGGGAGGCCGCUCCAUCUGCAACAAUUUUAAUGACACCGGCUGCCACAUGUCCCAGUGCCGCUUCCUCCACGUCUGCUCUUACUGCGGCGGCGGACACGCCCGCCCCGCCUGCCCGCACAACCCAACUUCGCAGAAACUAGGUGAGCAUCUCUCCACACCCAUCAACAUUCCCGCUCUAGGGGUGGCACUUCGUAACCACCCCAAUCCGUGCUUCGUUAAGUUCCUCGUCAAAGGGUUCAGUGAAGGUUUCCACCCCGGCAUCAUCUCAUCUCCAUCCUCAUCUUACGAAUGCAAAAAUCUACUGUCCGCCAUAAACGAGCCGGAGUCAGUCGAUCGCUUGCUCGCCAAGGAAGUCAAAGAAGGCUUCAUGAUCGGCCCGUUCCCUCAUCCCCCCUUCCCGAACUUUCGAAUCAGCCCCCUCGGCAUUACAACCAGGAAAUACUCAGGAAAGAAACGUAUCAUCGUCGAUCUCUCAGCGCCCCAUGGAAGUUUCAUCCCAAGCAUCAAUAGCUUGAUUCCAAGCGAAGACUUCUCCCUUCACUACGCCACCAUCAACCACGCCAUCGCCCUCAUUAAACUCGCCGGGAAAGGCUCGUGGCUCUCAAAAGCGGAUAUCACCAGCGCUUUCAAGGUUCUUCCUAUUCACCCAGACUUCUGGCAAUACUUCGGCGUCCGCUGGCGAGGUGCAUACUACUUCGCAGUCAGGCUCACCUUCGGCUGCAAGAGCAGCCCCAAACUUUUCGAUACCUUUUCAGAGGCCCUCUGCUGGAUCCUCUCCAACAACCACGGCAUUCCUUUCCUCGUCCAUCUCUUGGACGAUUUCCUCGUCAUUACCCCUCCCUCAUCGCCACCCGCUUCUGGCUUGGUCACCCUGACUUCCGUCUUCUCCGAACUCGGGGUUCCAUUGUCCGCCGAGAAAACAGAGGGCCCCUCCACUUCCCUCGAAUUCCUCGGAAUCACUCUCGACACAGAUCUCUUUCAGGCUUCUCUUCCAACCGAAAAGCUCAACCGUAUCAGUCUUCUCAUUUCCAAUUUCCUCUUAGCCCCAGGCUGCACCAAACGCCAACUCCUCUCUCUCCUAGGCCACCUCAAUUUCGCCAUGCGCAUUAUUCCCCAAGGGCGGGCCUUCAUCUCCCACUUGCUAUCCAUCGCUUCCGCCGUUCCAUCUCUCUUGUCUCCCAUCUCCCUAGACAACUCGAGUCGUGCCGAGCUUCGUUUGUGGCUCAACCUCCUUGCCACCUGGAAUGGGAUCACUUUCUUUUAUGAUGACCAACUGGCUCACCCCCACGAUAUCAAUCUUUACACCGAUGCCGCCCCUUCAAUCGGUUUUGGGGGUUUCUACGACGGCAGAUGGUUUGCAGCAGGAUGGCCCCCAGAGCUCGCAAACGAACACUACACGGCUUCUUCCGCUCUCUACGAGAUCUAUCCCAUUUCAGUGGCCGCCAUUCUCUGGGGCCACGAAUGGACCCGCAAGUCCAUUCUCAUCUACUCAGACAACCUUGCAGUAGUCGACAUAAUCAACAAAGGACGCUCAAACUCCUCAUCCAUCAUGCCCUUCAUGCGCCGCCUAGUCUGGCACUCGGUCAUACAUCAAUACAUCCUCCGUGCAGCACAUGUCCCCGGUCACUCCAACACCAUCGCUGACUCUCUUUCCCGUUUCUCAUUCCAGAAAUUCAGAAGCUUGGCCCCACAUGCGGAUCCUUCUCCAACACCGGUUCCUCCUUAUUCUGCUUUGACCUUCAACGUGUAA